This is a messenger RNA of Tachysurus fulvidraco (yellow catfish), 2660 nucleotides long. Its product is annotated as alpha-(1,3)-fucosyltransferase 4. Gene Ontology annotation, cellular component: membrane. The transcript has a single exon. The record is from RefSeq and is a predicted model, not a curated record. Lineage: Eukaryota; Metazoa; Chordata; Actinopteri; Siluriformes; Bagridae. Bases 185 to 1306 code for a protein of 373 amino acids. Gene Ontology annotation, molecular function: alpha-(1->3)-fucosyltransferase activity.
ACUAAAGCUAACUCACAGGCUCCUUCUUCUAGUCCGAAUGUACUACAUAGAGUGUUGCGUUAAACAGAGAGCGAGUUCCUCAGACGCUAAUCUCACACACUGACAGGUCGAGUCCAGGUUGAGGUGGAAUCGAGUUCAAGGUAGAAGUGUGUAUUUGGAUCUAAAGACAUUUCUCUGUGUAUUUAUGGAACUUCUCUCUAAGUGGGAAAAACAGAAAUGUCCCAAAUCCACAAAGUACAGAUUUUCUCACCAAAAAUAUUGGCUCAUCGUGGUGGAGGCACAUCAUUCCAGUGUGCUGGUUUUUGCUCUCGUGCUUUUGUGUUUGACGAUCCUGCUCAUUCUCAGUUUGCUCACUUUGCCGACCCCAGAGCCAGACACGCCCACUCUGGGAUCCGAAACAAGGAGCGUGACUCUUCUCAUCUGGUGGCUUCCUUUUGGAAAUGGACUUCCUCUCCCCGACUGUACAGUGAGCUAUGGUGUGCAAGGUUGCACCGUGACGACAGACAGGCGUGCAUAUGCUCACGCUGAUGCCGUCAUAGUACACCACCGUGAUCUCUUGAUGAACUGGGAGGAGCUGCUGGAGAAGCCACGCCCCCCGCUGCAGAAGUGGAUCUGGAUGAACUUUGAGUCGCCAUCACACUCUGGGUUUCUGCACCAGAUUGAUGGGAUGUUUAAUCUCACCAUGUCAUACCAUGCGGGUUCUGAUAUUUUUCUACCGUACGGUUACCUUGAGCCACACCGUUCCUAUGGUAACAGACAGAUCCGCAUGAAGCGUAAGCGUGGUUUAGUAGCAUGGGUGAUCAGUAACUGGAGAGAGGAGCAGGACAGGGUGCAGUUCUACUACCGAUUUCACCGUUACCUGCACGUGGACAUUUACGGACGUGAAUUUCUUCCGCUAGUAAACAACAGUGUGGUGAAAACCGUCUCAGGUUACAAGUUCUACCUCGCAUUUGAAAACUCGUGUCACACAGACUACAUUACAGAGAAACUCUGGUGCAAUGCUUUGGUCUCUGGUGCUGUUCCAGUGGUGCUCGGGCCAUCCCGAGAGAACUACGAGCGUUUUCUUCCUGCUGAUGCCUUCAUCCACGUGGAGGAUUUCAAAGACCCGCGUUCACUUGCUUCCUACCUCAAACGCCUGGACCGUAAUCCUGCCCUCUAUCGCCGUUACCAUGCCUGGAGGCGGAACUACAAGGUGCAUGUGACCUCAUUCUGGGCAGAGCACUUCUGUGCUGCCUGUAAGGUUGUGCAAGACAACCUCCUCGUGAACAAAACCGUCAGAGACCUCGCAUCGUGGUUUCUGUCCUAAGGGGUGAAGUCUGAGUCCGAGUCCGAAACAUUUUUGCUGAGUUUCUAUUUCUUUAUUAGUCUUCUUUCAGUAAUAUGUGUGGUAAAAUGUGUCUGAUGUCCAAAUCAGUUUGUACUGGAGAUACUGCUGUAAUCCUCAACAUAGGGCUCUGAGAAGAUGGGAAACAUUAUUCAUGAACCCAGCCCAGGUUAUGAGUUUACACCUUGUUUUGUUUCAGUUUUUCCAAAUCAGCAUCUUGUAUGACUUUGCUGUCUGGCGUUUGAUGUAAUUAGUUGUUUUUCUGUUUUGUUUGUUUGUGUAUCGAUCUCCCGUUUAAGUUUCAAUUUGCAAUUUGCAUUUUACAAUUUCCUGAAAGCAUCAAUUCUGCUCAAGUUGUGAUGAUAAUGAAUUUGGAUAAGAUGACAGAGCUUGGAGGGGAGGCCGUAACCAGCUGCAGCAUCGAAAUGAGAUUCAGACGAAGCUGUGAUGGAUUUCACAAUGUGCUCAUUUAGUAUUUAAACAAAGGGUAGGGAUACAGUCUGGGUGGAGAUGAAACUCACACACACUGGGCCUCAUUUAUUACAGUUGUGUGUAAGUAACUCGAUUAAAAAUUCCUGGCAGAGUUUCAUAAUUUCCAUAAUUGUGUGUGUGUGUGUGUGUGUGUGUGUGUGUGUGUGUGUGUGUGUGUGUGUGUGUGUGUGUGUGUGUGUGUGUGUGUGUGUGUGUGUGUGUGUGCAUCAUGACAUUUAGUCUGUAAAUGCCAAUCAGCUGCAUGUUAACAAAUAACAUUUAUAACACCUUUAUAUUUAGCUCCACCCACAAAUCAAAAAAUGUAAAGCUCAAAGAGAAAAUGACAAAAUGGUGACUGAACUGAUCACUAAGUGAAUCUUCCAGUAAUGCAGCUCGUCCAUCGCAGCAUGCCGGCUACCAGGGAAACAGGCCAGUUCCCAACUCAGCGUUAGCAGAUUGACCAAAAGCACAGUUUCUAAUUAAAGAUGUUUACAGCUGCAGAUCUCUGUUUUGUUUUAGUGACCUUGAAACGAUAAGACGAGAAGAGUGAGUGAUUUCUAGAACAUAUUAUACAGAAGAAGAAGUGUAAAACUUCUUUUCCCGCAUUAUAUAAAGCGGACUUUCCUCACAUGUCGGUUCAGGUAGGAUUUGUGUUACCUCCUGUUCAGUUUGUAGACAAGUAAAUUACAGCCUAAUCUUUUCAUAUGUACAGUAAGUUGAUGUCUGUAUUUGAGCAGACAGAUAUAAAUCCCAGAGACACUCUGAUUAUCACCACCGCUUGCUCCAUUAAAUGAUUUCCUAACAACUGACAAUUCUUGAAUCUGGGAAAAUGUAUCGAAAGACUUAUUGUGAGAUUCAUAGUCGA